AUGUUUCAACAAUACUGAACAGAUGGCAUUGGUAUGCUUGUGUUUUCGUACUAUACAUCCAUAUAAUCCAUUUCCAUAUGUUCCGCUUAGCACAAAUCCUGUGAUGUCUACAUAUUACAUUCGUGCUUGUAACUGUGCUAUAAGUCAUUUCUAACAAUUGUUUUAUGAAGUAACAUGUAAUAUGGCCUUUUUAAAUGGAUUUUACAAGUAUUUCACAUUGAAGCAAUGAUAAUACUGACAGACAAUCGAAAAAGUAUUUGAGCUCUCACACGAUUGUCACGUUUGUCCGAUUGUUUAGUGACUGGUGCGUGCGUAGUAACUGCUUUCGAGUGUCGCGUAUAGUGAAUGACUCUUGAUCUGUCAAGAUAGAUGCAGUCUUUCGCGUAUCGUUCGUAAGAGAACUUAUGUUGUUUUCGCGAUUAUUGUGCCUGAUAACGCGUGCGCGUAGGCACUACAUUUUCUACAUUAUCGUAUCGCGGAAAAUCAUAACUUCCGCAGUCAUUCGUCUUCAGUCCAUUUUGGCCUAAUCUUAGCCUAACACUAGCUGUCUUGUUGAUCCUUACAUAGUCGACCGAUAGCCGUAACGAGAUGGCGGACGAUUCGAGCGUACGCGUUGCCGUGCGAAUAAGGCCUCAAAUAGCUCGUGAAGUGAUUGAUAUGUGCAGGAUUUGUACUCAGGUAUCUCAAGAGGCACCACAAGUUUUUCUUGGGCCCGAUAAGGCCUUUACGUACGAUUACGUUUUCGAUACUCAGGUAGAUCAAAACACGAUUUACGAGACGUGUGUAAGGCGUCUUGUAGAAGGUGCGUUGGAUGGCUAUAAUGCGACGGUCCUCGCCUAUGGACAGACCGGCUCGGGCAAAACUUAUACUAUGGGCACUGGUUUCGACGUUGAAGUCGACGAAACUAUCGUUGGGAUUAUACCUAGAGCUAUUAAACAUCUCUUCAACGGAAUAGCGGAUAAACAGGAACGUGCGAGAGAGCGCGUACAGAUGCCCCCAGAAUUUAAGGUUACAGCACAAUUUUUAGAAUUAUAUAAUGAAGAUUUGAAAGAUUUAUUAGAGCCAGGAGGACCGAGAGGUGGUGCGCGUAUUCACGAAGAUACGAUAGGUAAUAUACAUCUAGCUGGCGUGGAACCGCGCGUCGUAACCAGCCCCGAACAGGCAUUGGAGUAUCUUCGAUUGGGCGCUUUAUCGCGCACGACAGGAUCUACGCAAAUGAAUACGCAAUCUUCUAGAUCGCACGCGAUAUUUACAUUGUAUAUAAAACAGCAAAGAUGCAUCAAAGUCGAAGAUCCCGACGCGGACGUUGAUACGAGUGAUGUCGAACUAGCGAAUGAAUUUGAAACAUUAACUGCCAAGUUUCACUUUGUCGAUCUAGCCGGUUCUGAGAGACUAAAGAGAACAGGCGCUACUGGGGACAGAGCAAAAGAAGGCAUUUCUAUUAAUUGUGGAUUGUUAGCUUUGGGUAAUGUUAUUUCCGCUCUCGGUGAUAAAACGAAGAAAGCCUCACACAUACCGUACAGAGACUCAAAGUUAACCAGAUUGCUUCAAGAUUCUCUUGGAGGGAAUAGUCAAACCGUUAUGAUAGCGUGCGUAUCACCAAGUGACAGAGAUUUUAUGGAAACUUUAAGUACAUUGAAAUAUGCAAAUCGAGCAAGAAAUAUAAAGAAUAAAGUUACUAUUAACCAAGACAAAAGUUCGAGAACAAUCGUCUCGUUACGACGAGAAAUUCAACAACUUCAAUUGGAAUUAAUGGAAUAUAGGCAAGGCAAGAGAAUCAUAGGUGAAGACGGAAUUAACGACGCCUGGCAUGAAAAUCAAAUGUUGAGCAGUGAAUUACAAAGUCUUCGCACCAGAGUAAAAGCACUUUCGGAAACAGUUGAGGCACUAACUACGAAAAAUGCUCUCUUGUUGGCAGAGAAAGCAGCGGGUCAUUGGGUGGCAGUUUCGAUCAAAGGUGAUGACCAAAUGACUAAUUUGAUACAAGGCUAUGUUCAAGAAAUAGAAGAGUUAAGAGCUCGUUUAUUGGAAGCAGAAGCCAUGUAUCAACAAUUAAAGAAACGGCAAAUGCAGGUUAAUGCAGCGAAUCCAUAUGGGGAUAGUUCAUUUCAUUCCGAUUCCGCGUCUGUGUUAAUCGACGCUAAGAGAGAUGUCGAAAAAGAAAUGGAAACAUUACGAGCCUUAAAAGAACAAUACAGUUACAGUGGUAACACUAAACCAGUGGAUGAUGGAGAAAUAGAUGAUUCGGAGAACGCACCAGAUUCUGUAAGCGAAGAUGAUUCUGACGAUGAUUCCGAUCGUAAAGCGAUCCAAGUUAGGAACCAAUUUUCGAUUUCUGCGAAAGAAAUAACCGGUGACUUGCCAAAUCGUGCUGCAUUUAUCGGAACAACCAGUAAUCAGAAGGAGCAAUGUCCGAAGAAUACGGCGGAAGAAGACGAAGAAGAAGCGGCUAUGGGUCGUGAAUUGGAAGCACUAACGUCCGACAUUGACGUUAAACAGCGUUUGAUACAAGAGCUUGAGCUAUCUCAAAGACGUUUGCAAACUAUGAAACAGCAUUACGAGGAUAAAUUGUCUCAAUUGCAAGCUCGUAUCAGAGACACUCAAGAGGAAAGGGAUAAAGUGUUGAUGUCUUUGCAGCAACAACCUACACCACCUACUGAAAAAGUAAAAAAAUUACGCGAUGAAUACGAGAAGAAACUCUCUAACAUGCAAAAAGAAAUGCGACUUCUACAAUCUGCCAAAAAAGAACACGCAAGGUUAUUAAAGAAUCAGUCUCAAAAUGAAAAUAGGUUAAGAGGUCUGAGAAACGAGCUUUCGGAAAUGAAGAGAGCAAAGGUAAAGCUUUUGAAUAAAAUGCGAGAAGAAGCUCAGCGACAUAAAGAAAAUGAAUUGAGGCGCAAUAGAGAGAUAGCACACUUACGUAAAGAGAGUCGUAGGCAUGCAAACGUGAUUAGAACGCUGGAAGCUGAUAAGAGAAUGAAGGAAGUUGUUCUUCGACGUAAACAAGAAGAAGUAACGGCGUUACGAAAGAGAGAUAGAGGAUUGAGUCAAAAAGCUGCCGGUCGUGCACCAGUCAAACCACUCAAUCCUAAAGCAUUGAAGCAAAGAUGGCAGACAUUCGAGAGAACGAUUGCUAAACAAGCAUUAGCGAAACAAGCUGCUGCAGAAACAGAGAGAGAAAUGGAAAGACUGCUUCAAGAAAGAGAAGAAUUGGGAAGAGAUUUGGAGAAGCUUCAAAAACAUAGAAGUCAGAUUACAAGCGCGAAAAGUGAUACCGCUGAUAUUGAUGAAGAAAUUGAUAAUGUGGAAAGCAAAAUAAGUUAUCUACAGGAUAGUAUCGCGGAAUGUCAGCGGGAUAUGGUUGAGAUGGGCGAUGGUGAAGCAGAGGGUGAGCCUGGUGUCGAAACGCUUAUUUCUACAAUUCGAACGGUAGAUGAGGCACAGUACUUACUUCAACGGAUGCUGGCAUUUACCGUGGAACAAAGCUACAUAGCCGCGCAAAAGCAACUUGAGGUGCGAGAUAUGGAAUCACGGCUUAAUCAAGUUGCCCAAGAAAGCGAUGUACAACAUCAAUUAUUGGAGCACGUUCUACGUGACAGAGAUCUUUUAUCUCUCACGAAUAAUCAGAAUAACGUAUCAACUUACAGCCCAGCUAGUUCUAGGAGUUCCUCUCCUGACAAUGAAAGUUACGGCCCAAUUUUCGGCGAGGAAAGACAGCGCACUAACAAAGUUAGAAGGAGAACAACGCAACCACAAGAACUUCUCUAUGGUAUACAUGCCCCGGAAAAUGUAAAAGCAGACGAUCAGAAUCAAAAUCAUAAUCAUCCUCUUACCAGAGUUCCCAGUGCACCAGGUAGCCUAAAAGGACUGGUGUUGACAAGAAAUCAGUACAGUGGUAUUGUAACUGGUGGAUCGCCAACUUUGAGUCGUCGUGACAGCACAUCACCCAGAGCUCUGCGACGACCGAUUCAUCCAGGGGGAGGCUCUAUGGAGCAGGUAGUGCAUACGGAUAUAUCUUCACCUCCUGGGUCACCGACUACAUACAGACGAUUUAAUAGCCGCGAAGAGAACGUAUUCUCCAGACUAACUGCAAGCAGACAGCUAAUCGCGUCUGAACCACAACCAAUGAAAGGAAUUAUUUCUCAGUACCAGGGCAAGGUGCAACCACGAGCUAUUUUGCAAUGUUCUCACGUUGCGGAAGGACAUAGCAAAGCCGUUCUUACUAUAUGUGUGACGUCAGAUUUACUGUUCAGCGGCUCAAAAGAUCGCACAGUGAAAGUAUGGGACUUAGAAACGGGAAUUGAAAGUUUGACUUUAAGUGGGCAUCCUAAUAACGUUGUUGCCGUAAAGUAUUCUGCCGUUCAUCAGCUUCUGUUUAGUGUAUCUGCGGCAUACGUUAAAGUCUGGGAUUUAAGAACUGGUAGUAGCUGCGUAAAAACGUUGUUCUCUUCGGGUCAAACUCAGGCUGGUCCUAUUGCAUUAUCGACUCCGUCUAGGAUACUUCAAGUUCCUGUAGGUGAAACGACAAUUAACGAUGUAGCGCUUAGCUUGGAUGAGCAGGAACUAUAUACAGCAGCCAGUGAUAAAGUUAGAAUAUGGGAUCUUCGUAAAUUAACAUACACCGCUAAAUUAAGCACACCACACACAGCGGCUGUUAUGUGUUUGGCCGUUGCUGAGGAUGGUAGAGUAAUAGCGGGUAGCAAAGAUCAUCUGAUAUCUCUUGCCGAGCCUAAUAUAUCCGGACCGUCCGUUAGUUUAGCGCCACCGCAUUAUGAUGGAGUUCAAUGUUUAACGACAAUCAAUUCUACAUUAUUUUCCGGGUCUAGAGAUAUGUGCAUUAAGCGAUGGGAUCUAAGCAAAAUGGAGUUGGUACAAUCCCUGAACAACGCUCAUAAAGACUGGAUUUUGGGAUUAUGUAUGAUAAAUAACGGUUCCAUCAUGAUUUCGGGAUGUCGCGGUGGUAUAUUGAAGGCAUGGUCAGUUCCUAAGGAUUAUUUGGGGGAAUGUACGCCUAUCGGAGAGGUGCGAGCGCAUGUUUCUGCCAUCAAUGCUAUUGCGACCAAUCAGCAGCAUAUAUUUACAGCGAGCAAUGAGAGGGCCAGCUCGACAGGGGUGAUUGAUUCUCUUAUGCAUUAUGCAUUUCGUGUUAUGCAGACGUCUGUGCGGGGGCCCUUACCGUAUCAUAUGCGUGUCGCGAGACUCGCAAGAUGACGUGCAGCCAAGUAUGGUAAAACAAAGGUAUGAAACAUAAUUAAACGUGCGGAAAAAGUCACACGAAAAAAUGACACAAAAGGAAUCACUUUUGACGCAUUAGCACAAAAAAUACUAUUACUUUAAUAGUAAUAUUAUUUUGUACGAUAUGUAUUUAUUAUUAUUAGUCUAAUACAUUUUAUAGUAUUCAUUAUUAGAAUUGAUGACAUCGAAAAUACUUUAUUACGUUUAAAUUAGCAUGUAAUGUAAAUCCGGGAAAAUUUGAUUCAAAUUAGAUCCAUAUUUAAAUCAAAGAUUUGAUUCUAUUUAAUGUGAAAAUGUCAAAUUCGAUUCAAUUCGAACAUGUUAUCAAAGAUUUGAUUCAAUCUCACAAAUGCUUGUGAUUCACAUUCUCUACUCAUUAGUAUAUAUCAUAUGUAUUAUGUACCAGAUGUGCAUACUUUGAUUCAAUAAUUCGCGAUAUUAUAUAUUCCGAAUAAAGUAACGCUUUGGAUGUUGAUUUCAGCUCUGGGGAAGUGAAGCUGUGGCGUAUACCCGAUUCCUCAUUAUCUAUGUCUAUCUCUACAGUUUCCCUUUAAUUUUAUUUACUUUUUGCUUAUUGCAUUACUGAAUAUGCAUUUAUCUCAUAUUUUUGUGAUAAUGCGCAUGUUUAUCUAUAGUUUAUAUAUUUAAAUAUUUUAUACAUAAUGUGACAGUGAGACUGCUUUAUUUGUUUCGCCUGUGUAAUAUUCAUCGAAUAUUACUACAUAUCUUGCUCAACACUGUAUCAUAUAAUAUUAAUGCUCAAAGAAAGAGUAAAAUAUUUAAAAAUUAGGGUAGGUGAUACAAUUACUGUGCCUCUUAAGCCAGCUACUACCGCUUUUGGUUUUUUAAAAAAUUAAAAUUUUAUUUUUUUAUGUUUAAAUAAGUCUUAUUUAUAAUUUAAAAUUUUUCCUCAUAAACUAAAUUUUUUUUCACUUAAAAUAUUAAGAAAUCUUUGACUAAAAAUGCAAUUUAAAAGGGAAUGUUGAUGCUAUAGUUACUGUGGGUCUAAAAAUGCCCAUUUAUAAUUGCUGUACUGUAUAUACUAAAUAUCCACACUGAUUACUGUACCAUAGAAACUGAUUUAUGCUAGUUUUUGUGCUUGAGAUACUGUAUCGUAAAAACUGUGCUAUAGUCAUUAACAGAAUAGAUUAUGUUUAAGGUUAACUUGUUACCGCGAGAAGGCACAGUAAUUGCAAAUUAUCCCGUAGAUUAAGCUUAGCUAUUGUGCACAGUAAUAGAUACAAGACUUAAAUUGUAGUUUAGUUACUGGAAUAAAUAAAUAUAAAUAAAAAUAUGUAAAAAAUCAAUUAUGUUUAUAAUUUAAUAUAGCAUAGACGGUAUUUGAAAACACAUAAAAAAUUUUUUUCAAUGUAUAACAUAUUAUUAUGUAUAAUUCUUAGCCGUAUGUGACCUAUUUUUCCUUAAGGUUUCUGCUAAGCAUUGUGUAUAAGUCUCAUAAAAUCUAUGUGAAGAAUUUCAGUUAUUUAUUUUUACAUUUACAGUACUAAAUAGUAUUCUUCUUUCAGUUUAAAAAUAUUAAUUAAUAUUUAAACUUUAUUUUAAAAAAUUAUAAUUACCAAUUCAACAAUAAUUACAUAUUCUUCAAAAAGUAGAAGUAAGCAAAAAGACACAGUAAUCAGGGCACAGUAAUUAUAUCACCUACCCUACCGACAUAUUUUUCUUUUUAAAUUUGAGUGUGCUACUAUUUAAUAAUUAAAACCAGCGAUACACGAUACUUAUUUUCGUACAAGAUUGCUUGCUAGAUGGAAAUACUCUGUUCUGAUUGGUGCAUUUUCAUUAAUUUUCAGAAAUGACUCAAUCAAAACAAUAUUUCUAGCAAACAAUCUAAUACAAAAACAAGUAUACCACUAGCUUUCUUAUAUGUUUUAAAUAUAUAAAAGUUCAAUUCUGUAAAAUUUAUUCGAUGAAUUUUGAUGGUCAGCCCAUGAUGCCGGUAAUUCUGUUAGUUUGGGACUUUCUUAAAUCGAAUAAAUAUAUACGUAAUAUGUAAUAAUAAUACGUAAUAUGUAAUAAUAUUACAUUUUAUCUAUAACAUAUUGUCUAUAUUUACAUUUUAUAUAUUAUUUUUGUAAAUUACGUCAAUAUAAUUUAAUUGUUAUAAAAUCGAUUUUCAAAAUUAAACAUCGAAUUGAAUAUGUUUUAAAGAACCAUUUGAAUCAAAUUUAAAUGUACGAGAUCAUUCGUAUGUUGAGGGAAUUUGCAUAAUUUUUAACAAAAAUUGUAAUAUAUAUAUAAUUUUUAUUGUAAUUUUUUCCGGAAUUUUUAAAUGCAAAUAAGAACGAGAAAAUAAAUAUUACAAUUAAUAUUGCAUAAUUUGAAAAUGCCGAAAACGAUAUGGAAAGACCUAUGUCUACUAGAAUGUAAAAUGUGACGUCACACUUCACUUUAUACUGAUAUAAUGUCACAAUAAUAAACACUAAAAAACACCGCGCAUACGCAGUUGUCUGCUGGCGUAGUGAAGUAUUUCACAUAUGAAUAAUAUAGGGAUGGCGCAGCCUAUACUCUAAGUCGAUGGACGUCACAGUGCCAUUAGAAUCGUUUUCAAAGUCAAAAUUCAAAUAUUUUUUAUUUUUUCUAUUCAAUAAAUCGUAGAAACCAAAAAGAAAGAAAA
Molecule: messenger RNA, 7867 nt
Organism: Monomorium pharaonis (pharaoh ant)
Lineage: Eukaryota; Metazoa; Arthropoda; Insecta; Hymenoptera; Formicidae
Gene: Klp31E
Product: kinesin-like protein KIF21A
Exons: 17
Coding region: 589-5211 (1540 amino acids)
Biological process (GO): mitotic spindle organization; microtubule-based movement
Molecular function (GO): microtubule binding; ATP binding; microtubule motor activity
Source: RefSeq, a predicted model, not a curated record